AUGGAAGAAAGUUUUGUUGAAAAUAUAUUAUAUUUAGCAGAUUCUUAUAAAAUUACCCAUCAUAGCCAAUACCCUCCUGGUACAACUCAUGUUUAUUCUUAUUUCGAAAGUAGAGGAGGCAAAUUUCCCUCAAUAUGUUUUUUCGGUUUACAAUAUAUUCUCAAAAGAUGGUUAGUCGGGCCUGUGGUCAACAAGGCUAUGGUGCUUCAAGCAAAACAUUUUUAUAAGGUUCAUUUUGGAAACAUGGAUGUGUUUAAUGAGGAGGGUUGGAUGCAUAUAGUUGAAAAACAUAACGGUUGCCUUCCGCUGCGCAUCAAAGCUGUUCCUGAAGGAACUGUGGUUCCAGUGAAAAAUGUGUUGUUCACAGUUGAGAACACAGAUCCAGCAGUACCUUGGCUUACACAAUGGUUUGAGACAGUUCUUGUUCAAUCUUGGUAUCCACUGACUGUUUGUACUAAUUCGAGGGCCCAAAAAGAGAUCAUUGCGAAGUAUCUAUUAGAGACUAGCGAUUCUUUAGCCGGAUUACCUUUUAAACUACAUGAUUUUGGCUAUAGAGGAUCCACAUCGGUCGAGAGUGCAGGGAUCGGGGGUGCGGCUCAUCUCGUUAACUUCAUGGGAACAGAUACCAUUGCAGCUCUUCAAGUCUGUAGAAAGUUUUAUUCCUGCGUCAUGGCAGGAUUCAGCGUUCCCGCUUCUGAACAUAGUACUAUAACAACUUGGAGGAAGUGUGGGGAAUCAGCAGCCUACCGAAACAUGUUACAAAAAUUUCCUGAAGGUAUUAUUUCCGUCGUCUCUGAUUCUUAUGAUAUAUUCAAUGCUGUGGCCUCUAUAUGGGGUGAUGAGUUGAGAGAGGAAGUUAUAAGUCGAGGGGAAAACGGAUGCCUUGUCAUCCGACCGGAUUCUGGCGAUCCUAUACAAGUAGUUUUGAAGGUGUUAUCAAUAUUGGAGGAGAAAUUCCCAGUCACACUGAAUAACAAAGGUUAUAAAUUGUUGCCAAGCUAUAUUCGGGUCAUGCAGGGUGAUGGAAUAACUCAUGAAUCAAUACAAACAAUCUUAGAAUCUCUGAAGAACUCUGGCUGGAGCACAGAGAACAUUGUGUUCGGUACAGGUGGAGCUUUGCUUCAGAAGUUGGAUCGUGAUACACAAAAGUGUGCUUUCAAGUGCAGCCGAGUUAUUAUUAAUGGAGAGCAGAGAAAUGUGUCCAAAAACCCUUCGACUGACUCUGGAAAAAAAUCAAAGAAAGGCGAAUUAACAUUAGAAAUUAUCAAUGGAAAAUAUGUAACGAUUGAAGAAGGCCUCGGCAAUACUGAAGAAGAUGUAUUGGUAAAAGUUUUCGAGAACGGUCGACUUCUAGUGGACUGGACUUUAGAUGAGAUUAGAGGCAGAGCAGAGAUUGAUGUUGUUACGCAGUCAAGAGCAGGCGAAAAACUGAGUAACGGAGAUGCUGUUUGA
Auanema sp. JU1783 is the source of this 1452-nucleotide messenger RNA. NCBI's taxonomy places the organism in Eukaryota, Metazoa, Nematoda, Chromadorea, Rhabditida, Rhabditidae. The record is from the annotation of a GenBank genome assembly.